Molecule: messenger RNA, 474 nt
Organism: Chroicocephalus ridibundus (black-headed gull)
Lineage: Eukaryota; Metazoa; Chordata; Aves; Charadriiformes; Laridae
Gene: SEM1
Product: SEM1 26S proteasome subunit
Exons: 3
Coding region: 107-319 (70 amino acids)
Biological process (GO): double-strand break repair via homologous recombination; mRNA export from nucleus; proteasome assembly
Cellular component (GO): proteasome regulatory particle, lid subcomplex; proteasome complex
Source: RefSeq, a predicted model, not a curated record
GGCCGGCAGCCGGUUGCCGGCGGGGCGCAGGCGCGGUAGUGGCAGGCCGGUCUCCCAUCGGUCUCCGCGGGCGGCGGGUACGCGGCGCUGGGGCGGCAGGCCGAGCAUGUCGGAGAAGAAGCAGCCGGUGGACCUGGGGCUCCUGGAGGAGGACGACGAGUUUGAGGAGUUCCCGGCCGAAGAUUGGACUGGUUUAGAUGAAGAUGAAGAUGCACAUGUCUGGGAAGACAAUUGGGAUGAUGACAAUGUUGAAGAUGAUUUCUCGAAUCAGUUAAGAGCUGAAUUAGAAAAACAUGGAUACAAGAUGGAAACCUCAUAGUUUUUGCUGAAUAUGGAGUGGUUUAACAUUGAACUGUGGAUAGACUAUACUGAGGAAAGAAGAGGAGGUGGAAAAUGAGAAGACACACUUAGCUCAUUAUGUGCUUGGAUUUAUUAUUGUUUUGUAUAAAAAAUAAAGUUUUUAAUCUUAGCCUA